AUGGCGUCGCCUCAUCCGCUGCCCGGCGACAUGCUGUUCCUCCCUCCCCCAUCGCAGGCCGCGGCCGCCGCGUGCACGACGCUCUGCUGCUUGUGCGGCGUGCCGAUGCCGCCCAACGCGGCCAACACCUGCGCGCCCUGCCUCCGUGCGCGCGUCGACGUCACCGACGGCGCGCCGCGCCACGCCGCCGUGGUGCACUGCCCGUCGUGCUCAUCGUACCUGGAGCCCCCGCGGCGCUGGACGCGCGCCGCCCCGGAGUCGGCCGAGCUCUUGCAGCUCCUCCUUCGCCGCGUCCAGCGCCCGAUCCAGCGCCUCGGCGUCACCCUCACCGCGGCCGAGUUCGUGUUCACUGAGCCGCACUCCAAGCGCAUCAGGCUCCGCCUCCGCCUUCGCCGCGAGGUCCUCCCCGGCCGCGGCCUCGCGCUGGAGCGGGACCACGCCGUCGAGUUCACCGUCCACGACCGCCUCUGCGACCCCUGCGGCCGGGCCCGCGCCGGCCCCGACCAGGACCAGUGGUGCGCCGUCGUGCAGCUGCGGCAGCGCGCGUCGCACCGCCGCACGCUGCUCCACCUCGAGCAGCGGCUGGCCGCCCUCGGCGCGGCCGGCUCGGCGACCCGCGUCGACGUAACCGGCGCCGGCGGGAUCGAUUUCUUCUUCGCGUCCCGCUCCCACGCUGCCGGCCUUGUCGCCCUCAUCGCCUCCCUCGCGCCGGCGCGCGUGGCGGACGCGGCGAGGCAGCUCGUGUCGCAUGACACCAAGAGCAACACGUACCGCCACCGGCACGCCUUCUCCGUGGAGCUCUGCCCGGUGUGCCGCGAUGACCUCGUCUUCCUUCCGAGGGAGGCGUCGCGCGCGCUCGGCGGGCUCGGGCCGCUCGUGCUCUGUGUCAGGGUCACCGACACGCUGGCCCUCCUCGACGCCUCCACCCACCGCGUUGUCAGCCUCGGCAUCAAGGACUACGACCGGCACAGGUUCGAGCCCGCGCUCACCAGCCGCCAGCUCGUGGAGUACGUAGUGCUGGACGUCGACCCCUCGCCGGCCACCGGCGACACCAAGGCCGCCAGGUUCGGGUACCGGACAGCAUACAUGCAGGUGGCCCGUGCGUCAGAGCUGGGCAGGAGCAAAGCCGUCGUCACCGUGAGGACGCACCUCGGGCACCUCCUGGGCCCCGGUGACCGCGCGCUCGGCUACGACCUUCGUGGCGCCAACGCCAACAACCUGGACGUGGAUAGCCACUGCUUGCCGGAUGCUGUGCUCGUCAAGAAGAUCUACGAGAAGGGCGGCGACGGCGACAGGAUGCAGGAGGACGGCGGCAGGAGCGAUGACCAUGGCGUCGCGUGCAUCGACGAGAUCGCCAUGGGGAUUGGCGGCAUUGAUCUGGACCCGUGCGACGAGGUGGAGCUUGAUGAAUUGCUCGAGGACCUCAGAAUCUGA
Molecule: messenger RNA, 1434 nt
Organism: Triticum turgidum subsp. durum (durum wheat)
Lineage: Eukaryota; Viridiplantae; Streptophyta; Magnoliopsida; Poales; Poaceae
Source: the annotation of a GenBank genome assembly